ACAUGUGUCACCGCCAUGCGGGGCGUUUGAGAACAUUUCCCUAUUAAAAGAAAAACUGAAGUGUGUAUUCGUGCUAUGAUGGAAAGGUAAGAUCGUGUGUUUACGGGGAUUGGGAAGCAACAACUCGACGAGAAGAAGAGGUGAGGUAGAGCGGUGCGUGGCCCGAGUGCUUAUAUUCAGCAAUCUCCCCAUCCCAGAUUCCCUCACCACGGCCGAGCGCCAGCUCGCCUCCUUGCGCGCUCGUCCACGAAGGGUCGAGUCAACCCCCCGCCGGCGAUCUGCAGCAGGACUCCGCGCUGGUGAGCCAGCUCCUCCUUGCGCUUCUCUCUCUCUUUUCACCCUCUAUGUUCUCUCUCGAACAGGAAGCAGCAGCUGCACCACAACAAUGGUGCGGCCCAUGGAUCUCGGAACUACCGCCAUCAUGAUUUCCUCCGUCGCGGUCCAACAUGCUCGCGUCAGGAGGAGCAUCUCCUGCAUAAUUCACCCCGGUAUACAACAACACCGGAGCGCACUUCCUCAUUGCCUCCCCGUUCGGCGACUGGCGCACCGCGGACACCAAGCCAAGGCCGGCUUCCCUCGCAUCGACCUCGUCCUCCUCUUUGCGGUCCUUGCGAGCCCUGCAUCGUUCUCCUAUCGAGUAAUUGCGACAGCCAUGGGAGCACUUCGAGCUCCACGACCUCCAGAUGCGCCGCCCAGGAGCCCCGCCGCCGCCGUGAUUGGGAGGAGGACGAGCGUCGGAUCCCCUGCAUCCCUAGCAACCGCUCGAUUGCGUUGACCGCUUGUCCCGGAUCUACGCGGGGUCUUUGCCCGGAGGACGCAAACGGUCGGAGACGAGGGGAGGAAUAAAAGGGGGGAGGGGCAGAGGAUGCCGCGCAGGUGACGAGAUGCGCCGCUCAGGCCACGAGAUGUGUCGGAGUGACGCUGCAUUUAUCAGCGACGCCGGAGACGGCAGCGAGAAACGCCAGCGACGCAGGGCUCGAGGGCAGAAGAGGCCGCGGCUUGGGAGGUGGACGCCUUAGGGUUCGGGGGCUACCGUGCAUCUCCAUCGGCGCCUGGCCCGGCGGUGGCGCUCGGCGCCACGCCACGCCGGAGACGGCUGCGGAGGCCGGAAUGAAUAAGAGGAGACGCGGCGGUGAAAUGGGGAGGAGGGGUUUGUGUAAAACUGAAACGUUUUCCAUUUAAAUUGAUAGUUCGGGUUGAAUAUAUAUAACAUCAGUUUUUUCUUUUA
This is a messenger RNA of Hordeum vulgare subsp. vulgare (domesticated barley), 1228 nucleotides long. RefSeq lists its product as uncharacterized. The record is from RefSeq and is a predicted model, not a curated record. Bases 386 to 775 code for a protein of 129 amino acids. NCBI's taxonomy places the organism in Eukaryota, Viridiplantae, Streptophyta, Magnoliopsida, Poales, Poaceae. The transcript is spliced from 3 exons.